Molecule: messenger RNA, 2020 nt
Organism: Gasterosteus aculeatus aculeatus (three-spined stickleback)
Lineage: Eukaryota; Metazoa; Chordata; Actinopteri; Perciformes; Gasterosteidae
Source: RefSeq, a predicted model, not a curated record
AGAGGGCACUGUGAGACAACACACAUCAGUCCUUUGAGGGUUUCAAGAUGCUCGGGAGGGUUGCUUGUUUGGCGCUUGUUUUAUCAGGUUGGUGUGCGGGCGAGGAUGUCCUACCCCCGGGGCCUCUGAGCGGAGCUGUGGCGGGCGCGGUGACGUUCUCCACUACGCUCAAACCUCCCCAGAGUCUGUUUCUCUCAGUCCGCUGGAGCUUCAAAGAGGACAACAUCAUCACCUCCACCAGCACCAACAUCACUGAUCCCAAAUAUGCCAACCGGAUCUCGUUGGACCGCGCCACGGGCGCCCUGGAGCUCAGGAACCUGGUGCUGGCGGACACCGGGGAGUACACCGUAACCAUCAUACCGGACGCGGGGCUGCCCAAACAGGGGAAGACCACACUGAAUGUGUAUGCGCUGAUAACUGAAGCGACCAUCACCAGCAGCCCUGCAGCCAUCUUGAUAGAAGACAAAAGCUCGGCCAACCUCAGCUGCGAGGCCCUUGGCUCCAUCAGCACCAUUGAGUGGAUGAAGGACAAGCGGCCGCUCCGUCCGAGUGGGAGGGUCACCUUCUCCGUGGACAACAAGACGGUGUUCCUGCAGCCAGUUCACAGCUCCCACCACGGCACCUACCAGUGUCGAGUCAGCAACCCAGUCAGCACCGUGACUGUGGCCCGAGAUCUCACUGUCAACUUUGGACCACAUAACAUAUCAAUUAUUGGACCAUCAGCAGCAGCACCUGGCCAGAGAGUCGCACUGGAGUGCACAGCAGACUCUGUCCCACCAGCAAACUUCAGCUGGAUGUUCAACGGCAACGACAUGCGUGUGAAUAACUCCGUGUACACCAUAGAGCGGUUUGAGGUAGAACGCAUGGGGAAUUACACCUGCACUGCCAGAAAUAUGGUGACUAUGCUGGAAAACUCCACAGUUCUGAACCUGAAAGCAUCCUGCAGUGCUCCCCAGUGGUCGUAUUUAUUGCUUCUCAUCAGCGCAAUAAUCAGGAGUUAUAGUGAAGCGUUAUCUAUGGCUAAUGACAUCAUAUUACUAACAAUGAAAACCUCCAGCAAAGCACCUCUUGCAGUUCUGAAGAUGAUCUUUUUUUCAUUAAUAUCAGCACAAAAAGUCAAAGUCUUGCCUUCAGUGACGGGAUACCUCGGCCACGAUGUCACACUGCCAUGCCAAUUCAUCCCAGGGCCAAGCGAUACCAAGGAUCAGCUUCAGUGGGAGCUGCAACCACCAAAAGGAAAGAAAAUCAACAUUGUUGUUUCUCAUCACAAAUUCGGAGUUAAUGUUUCAGACUCGUUUCUAAAGGGGAGAGUAGAGAUUAAAGAAGAAUCUCUGAUAAUCCACAAAGUGGAAAUGAGAGAUGAAGGGUCUUACACCUGCAGCAUUACAGCCUUUCCUAGUGGUUCACUUAAAGGGACCACCCAGCUUCAUGUUCAAGAACAGAUGCCGUUAUCCUCCGGGUCGGUGUCUGCUAUAGUGAUUGCUGUCAUUGUGCUGUUAGUGGUCAUUGCAGCCGUUGUUUAUCAGAUCAGAAGAUGUGAUGCUACGGCCAGGCAGCGUGUCUCCAUAGAUACAGGUGGUGCACAGGUGGAUGUGGGCAGACAGUCUUUCAUUGUGAGAGACGAGAAUGUGGUUUAUUCUGACGUCAAGCUCAAACGAUCAAGAGACUCUGCACCUUCACCGGAUGAGAAGCACACAGACGAUGUCACGUACUCCGAGGUCUUUAGUUUGCGCCAGCAACCCAAAUCAGAGGAAAUGUGCGUUUAAGUAAAGACAAAGUUCUCUCUACCUGCAGAGCGAAAAACCAAAACAACCAACAAUUUUCACCAAGUCGGCAACUGGCUGGCAUGCUCUAAAAUAAUCAAUGCAGCCAUGCUGUUAUGUGAUUCAGAACUGUACUAUAAGCUCACAUUGGCAUGCUAACAAUGACAACGCUACAAUGUUUGUGUUUAGCAGGCUUACCAUCUUCAUCUUGUUGGUUAAACAUUUCAGUGUGCAAUAUUUUUUUUUAAAUUGUAGCU